AUGAGCCUCUUAAACCUCCAAGAUGUUGAUCAUCAUCACCAUGAUCAUGAUCAUCAUCAUCAAAAUCAUAUGGAUAGUGGAGGAAGUAUAGUAUCAAGAUCUUAUGAUUGUGUGUUUUGUCAAAGAGGGUUCAACACAGCUCAAGCUCUAGGAGGUCACAUGAAUAUUCAUAGAAAAGAUAGGACUACCACCAAUAAACCUAAUUCUAGCCCUAAUAAAGAGCCUAUUAAUACAAUACUUAACAAUAAAGAAAUGUUAUUAGUGGAUGAUAAUGAUGAUUAUGAUGAUGAUCAAGUUGAUCAAGUUAUUAAUACAAGAUUACUCUACUCCUCUAAGCAAGAUCCCCACCAUAGUAAUGGUGGAACCUCAAGGUUUAAGGGUAAGAUUCAUGGGUUUCUUGGAUCUAAAAAAUGGGGAGAAGAAGAAGAUCAUAUGCAUGAGAAGAGGAAUAUUCAAGAUCAUGAUCUUAGGAAAGAGGGGGAAGAAUUGGACCUUGAGCUUCGUUUAGGUCACUACCCAUGCAAUUCAGGGAGAAGCGGCUUUGAGGUAAUCGUAAGCCUGAGACAUACAAGUAAAUUCGACUGGAAAUAUCUGAAACCACAUUUAUACAGUGUUCCAAACAACUUCAUACAUUCAAGUGUCCUUCCCAUGGCUUUGUAA
This is a messenger RNA of Amaranthus tricolor (Joseph's coat), 660 nucleotides long. RefSeq names its product probable transcriptional regulator RABBIT EARS. Lineage: Eukaryota; Viridiplantae; Streptophyta; Magnoliopsida; Caryophyllales; Amaranthaceae. The record is from RefSeq and is a predicted model, not a curated record. Bases 1 to 660 code for a protein of 219 amino acids. The transcript has 2 exons.